GUCACACCGCUAAUUAGCCACGGCUAGCUGUUAGCCUCCAGCUCCACUGACAGCCCUGAGAGAAGUGACCGUCAGAGGAGCGUGUCGGAGCGGACUCUGAGCCCCGUUGUCCCCCGGUCCCCUGUGCGGUUGUGUCACACCGGGUCGUCCCACGUCCGGAGGAGGGGGGGUGUUGUGGUGGAGCCACGUGUAACAGGAACUGGAGCCCGACAGCCCGGACUGGAGCCACCGCAGGUCCGUGUUCAGCGUUAGCUUCCCCCCGGUACCUUACCACCGCAGCUAGCCGUCGGUCCUCCGCCCUAAGUCGGGUCGACUUCUCCCGCAGCGUCGCGGUCAGUUUACCGACACUGACAGACAAUCAUGGCCGUUUGGAGGAUACUGUGGUGCAGGAACAUCAUGGCUGCGUCUCUGCUUCUCUGUGUUCUGCUCCACGCCGUGGACGUGCACGCACGACCGGCCAACAUGUCGGCCGCUAAAGACAAGUCUCCGUCCAACAAGGACGAGAACGAGAUCCUUCCCCCGGACCACCUGAACGGGGUGAAGAUGGAGCUGGACGGCCAACUCAACAAGGACUUCCAUCAGGAGGUGUUCCUGGGGAAAGACAUGGAGGAGUUCGACGAGGACUCCGAGCCAAGGAGGAACCGGAAGAAGCUUAUUGAGAUUUUCACCAAAGUUGAUUUCAACCGGGAUAAAAGUGUCAGCGCUAAGGAGAUGCAGCGCUGGAUCAUGGAGAAGACGGAGGAGCACUUCCAGGAGGCCACGAAGGAGAACAAGAACAGUUUCCAUGCUGUUGACCCGGACGGAGAUGGUCGCGUGACAUGGGAUGAAUACAGAAUCAAAUUUCUGGCCAGCAAAGGAUUCAAUGAAAAAGAAAUUGCUGAGAAGAUAAAGAACAAUGAAGACUUGAAACUGGAUGAGGAAACUCAGGAGGUUCUGGAAAGCCUGAAGGAUCGCUGGUUCCAGGCCGACAGCCCCCCCGCCGACCAGCUGCUGAACGAGCAGGAGUUCCUGUCCUUCCUCCACCCUGAGCACAGCAGAGGAAUGCUCCAGUACAUGGUGAAGGAGAUCGUUCGGGACCUAGACCAGGACGGUGAUAAGAAACUGACCCUGUCGGAGUUCAUCUCUCUGCCCGUGGGCACCGUGGAGAACCAGCAGGCGCAGGACAUCGACGACGACUGGGUUCGAGAGAGGAAGAAGGAGUUCGAGGACGUCAUCGAUUCAAACCACGAUGGAAUCGUCACCAUGGAGGAACUGGAGGAGUACAUGGACCCGAUGAAUGAGCACAACGCUCUGAACGAGGCCAAGCAGAUGAUCGCCGUCGCAGAUGAGAAUCAGAAUCAUAACUUGGAGCUGGACGAGAUCCUCAAGUACAGCGAAUACUUCACGGGCAGCAAGCUCAUGGAUUACGCCAGAAAUGUUCACGAGGAAUUCUGAGGACUCGUUCGUCCUCCGUCUGCUCGGCGAGGCGGGGGCGGCGUCCUACAUCUGCUUCAGGGACAGGCCAGUAACAGGGGCAACCUAAUGAUAGGAUGUUGUAGUGUGCAAUUGUGUGUUUAACGCCGAGCCUCGACGGCCUCUUUCACUGCUGACUCCAGUUAGUACGCCCUUCACCCUGCACUGUCGGCCACCCAGCAGCGUGGACACGCUCUGCCUGCUGGGUGCCGCACAGCUGCAACUCCAAAUCAAUUUGUGUUUUAGAGUCAAAUGUGUGUAUAUGAGGGAUAUUAACCCAGAUUAGAUUUUCUUCUUCGUGGUGCAGUGGUGAGAGAGUCUGUUCAGUCGGGCGAGUUGUGUGUGUGUGAUGCAGGAUCUGUUGUUUUUAGCUGGCGUGUCUGUACACAGUGUAAAUAUUCAUGGUCACAUACCAAUGCAAAAGGUUCGAAGAAGUAAAUAUAAUGCAGCUGAAAGGAACAACCCUGCUAGAGAAACCAUAUAAUUAUACAGAGUUUAUUUCUCUCACACAGACUUCACACUGUCACUUAUUCUGCCAUAUUCAAGAGGGGGUUGUCAGCAGUGAUGCACAAUUUCACUGGUUUCCAUAAAAUCCGUCCUUUUUUCAGAUAUUAAAAAAAAGACUUUUAGUUGUGUAGAAAUAUAAACAAAAUGCCUCAAUAACAAACUUAAAUCGGCUUAAAUUAAUGAAAUUUAAGAUGUGGAGAAUAGAUUAAUAUAUAAGAGCCAUGUGUCUUUUUCAUGGAGGGUGUUAUAUUCUAAAUGAAGACACUUGUACAAAAGUGAAGCCGAAAUAUCAGGUAUACGGUUGCCGCCAUCUUGCUGACUAAAAUGACAAACUAUCAUUGAGAAUUAUUUAUCCAACAUUUUUAAUUUGGUCCGUUUCCGGCGGGGUUUAUGACCUAUACUGCAGCCAGCCAACAGGGGGCGAUCAAAACAUUUCAGCUUCACUUUUCAAGAGUGGUCGCGUUCAUUUCUUUUUCUUUUCUUUUUUUUUACAAUUUGUGGAUUUGGACCGAAGGAAGGAAAAGCUUGUGGCACCAAUAAGACUCAUGUGGUCUCCAAAAUGGAAACUGUUGUUUACAUGGUUUUGUGUGUGUGUUUGUGUGUCUGUGUGUGUGGGUCAGGUCAGAAUGUUUCCUGUGGUAAAGGCCUGUUUUGUUUUUAUUGCUACAAACAAUCUGAUUCAUGCCUUUUAUGAACGUGUGAGUAAAGUGAAAAUCAUGUCUUUGUAAUUUGGAUCAGCCGUAUGUUUGAGCAGUGGAAGCUGAACUCUGUCUUUGUGCACUUUGUCAGAUUUUAAAGUUUCCUCUCCAACAUAUUUUCCAUUUUGAAGGCUCUGGAUUUCUAAUUCCACUUGUACCAUGUUUCUAAACGCAUUGCACAAACAGUGGAAUUACAUUCCUCCGCUUCCUGUGGACCUGUGGAAGAUUUGGAUCCGGCCACAGUCUCGUCUUUCCUCGUCCUCGGUCCUGUUCGGAUUGUAAAAUAAGAUUUCAGAUAACAGAAUGUUAACACAGCUUUAUAAAAUGUAUCGCAAACAUACUGGUAAACAAUAAAUAUUUCUUAUCAAGUGAA
Hippoglossus stenolepis (Pacific halibut) is the source of this 3030-nucleotide messenger RNA. It is a transcript of the gene sdf4, whose product is annotated as stromal cell derived factor 4. Gene Ontology annotation, biological process: calcium-ion regulated exocytosis. The record is from RefSeq and is a predicted model, not a curated record. Gene Ontology annotation, cellular component: endoplasmic reticulum. NCBI's taxonomy places the organism in Eukaryota, Metazoa, Chordata, Actinopteri, Pleuronectiformes, Pleuronectidae. Gene Ontology annotation, molecular function: calcium ion binding. Bases 361 to 1434 code for a protein of 357 amino acids. The transcript is spliced from 7 exons.